AUGUUCUCAGGUUGGUGUUUGUUUCUUUGCUUGUUUCCGCUUCAUCAUGUCCAUCUGAUGAACCUUUCUCGCCCACAACCCGUAGAACGGGUGCCAAGAAGAAGAAACAAUAUUGCCAUCGUCGUCGCAGGUCGUCAGCCUCGCUCGGAUUCGCAAUUGAGUUACGAGCAGGUAAACUAUCGUGAAUCGUCACCAGCAAACCGUGAGUGUAAUUUCAGCGUCUCCAGAGUUCAAGUCGGUAUAUUGCGUAGGUAG
Molecule: messenger RNA, 255 nt
Organism: Colletotrichum tamarilloi
Lineage: Eukaryota; Fungi; Ascomycota; Sordariomycetes; Glomerellales; Glomerellaceae
Exons: 1
Coding region: 1-255 (84 amino acids)
Source: RefSeq, a predicted model, not a curated record